This is a messenger RNA of Artibeus jamaicensis (Jamaican fruit-eating bat), 5559 nucleotides long. It is a transcript of the gene LMBR1, whose product is annotated as limb development membrane protein 1. Gene Ontology annotation, biological process: signal transduction. The coding region runs from base 199 to 1626 and encodes 475 amino acids. The transcript is spliced from 16 exons. Gene Ontology annotation, molecular function: transmembrane signaling receptor activity. Lineage: Eukaryota; Metazoa; Chordata; Mammalia; Chiroptera; Phyllostomidae. The record is from RefSeq and is a predicted model, not a curated record.
GCCCCGCCCCGGGUUGCUGGGCACAGACCUUCUACCCCGGGAGGCUUUUUCUGGGGCUGUGCUGAGGCAGUGGCUGUGGUUGCGGUCCUCCGGCCGGCUGUGGCCCGCUGUGGUCCCAGCUCAGCGCGGCAGCCGCUCAGCCCCUCGGAUCGGCAGGCGAUGGUACAGCGGGGCGCGUGGACGCGGGCAUGACGGAGGAUGGAAGCGCAGGACGAGGUGUCGGCGCGGGAGCAGCAUUUCCACAGCCAAGUGCGGGAGUUCACGAUAUGCUUCCUCCUCUUUGCCGCUCUCUACGCCAUCUCCUACGUCGUCAUCACGAGGUACAGGAGGAAGUCAGAUGAACACGAAGAUGAAGAGGCCAUCGUCAACAGGAUUUCGCUGUUCCUGAGCACGUUCACGCUCGCGGUCUCCGCCGGGGCCGUGCUGCUGCUGCCCUUCUCCAUCAUCAGCAACGAGAUCCUGCUGUCUUUCCCGCACAGCUACUACAUCCAGUGGCUGAACGGCUCCCUGAUCCACGGUCUGUGGAACCUCGCUUCUCUCUUCUCCAACCUCUGUUUGUUUGUCCUGAUGCCCUUCGCCUUCUUCUUCCUGGAGUCGGAAGGUUUCGCUGGCCUGAAAAAGGGCAUCCGAGCCCGCAUCCUGGAGACGCUGGUCAUGCUGGUGCUGCUCGCGCUACUGAUCCUCGGGAUGGUGUGGGUCGCCUCGGCGCUGGUGGACCGCGACGCGGCCAGCAUGGAGUCUCUGUACGAUCUCUGGGAGUUCUACUUGCCCUACUUGUACUCCUGCGUCUCGCUGACGGGAUGCCUGCUGCUUCUCUUGUGCACCCCCGUGGGCCUGUCCCGCAUGUUCACCGUGAUGGGCCAGCUGCUCGUGAAGCCGGCGAUCCUCGAAGACCUGGAUGAACAGACUUACAUCAUCACCCUCGAGGAAGAAGCGCUCCAGAGGCGGCUAAACGGGUUGUCUUCGUCAGCGGAGCACUCUGCAGUGGCGUUGCAGCAAGAGCUGGAAAAUGUGAAGGCUCUGAAGACGAAAUUAGAGCGGCGGAAGAAGGCGUCAGCCUGGGAGAGGAACUUGGUGUACCCUGCUGUCAUGGUCCUGCUCCUCGUCGUGACCUCCAUUUCGGUUCUCCUGGUGGCUUGUAAUAUCCUCCGCCUGUUGGUCGAUGAAACGGCCAUGCCAAAGGGGACAAGGGGGCCUGGGAUAGGAAAUGCCUCUCUCUCUGCUUUUGGUUUUGUGGGAGCCGCACUUGAAAUCAUUUUGAUUUUCUAUCUCAUGGUGUCCUCUGUCGUCGGCUUCUAUAGCCUCCGGGGUUUCGGAGACUUUCUUCCCAGAAAGGAUGACACGACCAUGACGAAGAUCAUCGGCAACUGUGUGUCCCUAUUGGUCCUGAGCUCCGCACUGCCUGUGAUGUCCAGGACACUGGUUCUCAGUGCGAGGCUCGGAAACAGCAAAGGCGCAGCAGAGGUGUCGAUCAUCACGUACACCCCCGACUACGACGUCGAUGAAGAAAUACUGAUGAUGCCAAACCUCGUCCUGAGAACUUCUCAGCAGGAAAUUGGGGCCCGACUUCACCGUGUUCAGUUGUUUUGUAGAAAGCAGUCGGGGGUGGCACUGAUGAACUUCUGAUGGAUCACCGGUGUCCUCAGGGCUGAACACUCCCUGUGUGUGCGUGGUUUGGGUUUUCGACCAGAGAAAGUGUCCCGAGUGUCCUCGAGAUCAGAGCGGAGCCGCUGCCCGCCUGUGCACCCUCACUCCCCACGCCCACCGCCCUGGCCCCGGGCCUCACCCUCUCGCCUGAGGAAAUGUCACAGCCACGCGUCAUCCAGACAGCGCAGCUGUCUGUGGACAUGCAUCCGAGCACCUUCACGUGGAAUUUGUCAUGGACAUUUCCUCAAAAGGCAUGGACAUGCCUCAAGAUGCAGCUUUAAAAUGCUGACAGUUAACACGGGAUUGUAAACUGUGGUCAGGGGCCAAUUUAUACUAAGAACUGAGCGCCCAGCUGGCUGAGAACACCAGCAGGACACGGGCACACUGUCCCCCCGAGACCGGGCGGCACCGCAGUGGCAGCAACAUCGCUGCUGGGCCUGGUGGGAAGGGAAGGUGCUGUUGGCCUGUGCCAGUCCCCGUUGUGUGUGUGUGUGUGUGUGCACGCGUGUGUGUUGGAGACGUGUGUGUGGACCAGAGCGCCGGCUCUGCGCUGCUCUCACUUGAGGAGAAGCUGUGGUCUGGCCCUGGACGGGAGAGUGCACUGCAGACACCGGUCAGGUGGGUUGACAGUGUCACCCACGUCCCCGUGUCCUCACUGAGCUUCCAGCCACUUGUUAUUCCUAUUGACAGAGGGAUUUUGGAAGUUCCCUUAACUGUGGGUUUGCUCAUUUCUUCCUGUAGUUCUGUUGGGUUUUGCUUCAUGUACUUUGAAGCUCUAGCGUUAGAUGCAUAAAUAUUUAGGAUCGUUAUGCGCUCUUGACGAAGCGACCCUUUUCUGAUUACAACGGUGGUGGUGACAUUCUUUACCCCCGGUAAUGCUCCCCGCCCUGAAGCCCCCUCUGUGUGAAACCGACACAGCCAUUUUUGCUCCUCAUCCUGCUCCUGGGGUUCACAGAGUGUGCGUUUGCUGUUCUCGUGAACCCCCCUCCCCCCGUCCUUGUCCAUAUUUAAUUAGCUGGUUUUCGUCAGUCAUGUAUACUUGGGUCUUGCUUUCUUACCAGACUUUCGUCUUUGAGUUUGGAUAUUCAGACUAUUUCCAUUGAAUAGGAUUGUCGAUACCAUUGUUUUUGAGUCUCCUGUAACGCUGUGCAUUUUCUGUUAGACUUGCCUCUUCUUUGUCCCCUGUCCCCUUUAUCUGCGUCCUUCCGGACACGUUGCAUUCCAAGAAAUGACUCCCGGUCGGGGCACAUGCCUGGGUUGCAGGCCAGUUCCCGGCAGGGGCUGACGAGAGGCAACCGUACAUUGAUGUUUCUCUCCCUCUCUCCUUCCCUUCCCCUCUAAAGAUAAAUAAAUAAUAAUUUAAAAAUCUUUAAAAAAAGAAAUGACUUCACUUUACCUCUUUUGUUGGCCUACUUGCUGGAAGUCUUGGUUGUGUUAUUUGAAGAGUCGUUCUCGUGUUUAGCGUGUGCAUUUUAAACUCACUGUCAUCUCCCUCCUGGUGGCAGAAUCGCAGCUAGCAUGAGAACCUCGCAGCAACGCACGGCUGACCCUUGGUGACAGGGUGGCGGGUGCCAGGUGGCCGCACGGUCCAAAGUGCUCAUAGAACUUCCGACCCCUGGACCGGGCUGUGUUGGCGUUUUAACACACGGGCACAUUUUACAAGUCAGUUGUUGCCACGGUGGAAGCAUCUCAGAAGGUCAGCGGAGUGACUGUCCCGGCCCCCAGAAGGUUCUCGGGGGUGGAAGGUGGUUUGUGCCGUCCAGCGCAGCACCUCGCUCAGGCAGUGCUGGUUGGGCGGUUUGAACACUCCGCCGACACCCGUGUCCAUCUAAGGCUUUGCCUGGCGCCUCAGCAUGCAGCUGGGGCGGGCUCCUCGGUUCCUGUCUGCGGGGCGACCUGAGUGUCGUUCUGGGGACAGAAGGGCACCUGCGGCCUCGCCCUUCGCUUGGCGGUUCCGCUCAGGUCGUGGCCCCGGCCCCCCGGGUACCCAGUUGAGCCCAGGGAGAGGCUCUAGGAGAGCCACCCCCGCGGCCCAGGGUUCGGAGCGUGUGCUCCCGCUCUCUGUGGGCGCCCCAUCCCAGUGCCCUGCGCGUGUGGCGGGCGGUUUCGACAGCGAGCGCAGGCUGCGGUCGGGGUGGAGUCCAGUGCGGCGGAGCCUGUGCCCUGGAACUCACAGGAGGGCCGUGGCUGUGCGAAGAGACUGUUGGAGCUGGUGUGUCUCUGCUGUCACAGGGCUCCUCGCACGCUUCGUUUCGUCUGCAGACCACGUGUGUGUCAGUGACCAGUCCCCACAGAGUUUGUGAGCACCACCGGCCGCGUGCUGGGUCGUCCGGGCCUGCGCAGGGUGGCGUGUGGUGCGGCACGUUUCAGACUAGAGCAGACUCUUCUGGAGAGUCCGUCUGGGCAGGGAGUUCUGUUCUGCGGGCUCGCGGGUCUUCGUGAAGGCGUCACGCAGCAAGGUUCCGUGUGUGGGCCUCGGCGUGCUUCUCUCAGGAAAGGGCCCGCAGCUCCUGCCAGGUUCGCCAGGGCAGCUUUGGCCCCAAAGGUCAAAUAAACGGCUUCCUGGGAUCUCGGGCUGACACCGCGUGGUGCGUGUGGUAGGAGGACCACAUGUUCUGUCUAAGAAACCACCUCGCAGUUCGAUGUGCGCUCCUUCCCGCCAGCAGCGUCUCUGACUAGGGAUCCGAGAAGCUGCACGAAGCCGGGACCUGCGGCGUCGCGCCUGUGUGUCCUCCACUGCGGUCUAGUCCCUCGACCUCCUGUGGGGAGACUGUCGUGUGUUUCUGUGACUCCUGUCCCUUGAAGUGCUGCGGCAGCUUAGUGCCCUUCGACGGCAGAGGCCCCGGCCCUGGGUUGACCUGACUUCAGGGAGCUCCUUGGCGAAGCCGCCGGGUUUGUGACACGGUUUAGAUGGGAGGGCUGUCUGCCGUCUCUGGGGACCUGCCCUGCCGCAGGCGAGGGGGAGGCGCUAAGUUCCAACCAAAGUUGGCUCACAGGGCGAAGUUGACUUCAAAGUGAAUCUUCGUCCUCAGGCCGUCCGUAAAGCAGACACCCAUGGUUCGGUUUUACUGUGCUCUGCGGCCACGACUCUCUGCCACCCCGUGUGGCUCUGAACUGUCUCCCUUGAAGCAGGUCGGUGGACUGAAGGCCAGUGGUCGGGAAACUCGCUGUUCCCUGCCUUCCAGCAGCGUGGGUCCCGGGCCCCACUCGGUGGAGAGGGCGGCCAUUUAAAUUCCCUGUUUCAAUAAGAGGACCUGUGUUGUUUUUUUUUUUAAAGAUUUUAUUUAUUUAUCUUUAGAGGGGAAGGGAAGGCGAGAGGGAGAGAAACAUCAAUGUGUGGUUGCCUCUCAUGCAUCCCCUGCUGGGAACUGGCCUGCAGGGAACCAGCAUGCAACCCAGGCAUGUGUCCUGACUGGGAAUCGAACUGCGAUCCUGUGAACUGGGAAUCGGACUGAGGCCCGUGCUCAAUCCACUGAGCUGCACCAGCCAGGGCAGGACCUGUUUUUUUAAGUAGCCGCAGUGCAUCAGGAGGCGGCCACUGCAUUUCCAGCUUCGCCGUGUACUCGACAAGCCUGGAGCAUGCAGUUCAGAUGAGUGAUGUUUUCCUGAGAGGACUCGCUCGUGGUUGGCUCGCUGAUGCAGGAAGUGUGCGGCGUGUGCGAGGCACUGCUGUGGGCACUGCAGUCGCAGGCCUGCGGAGGCCGAGUCUCUGUCUCUCCUCCCAGAGCAACAGACUUUGGAUAGAGGCCCUGGAGGCCCAGCCGUCUCUGGUGGGGGACAGGUGCCCUCUCAGAGGGGAGGACGUCAUGCAGUGGCAGUGUGUGUCCCCCGCCCCCACCCAGAGUGGCAUGCGGUUCCUGCCGUGGAGGGCGGGAAGGGAGGCGGGAGGACCGGUGUCAUGGGCUGCUUCCG